CACUUCAUCCUCGAUAGAGCUGAGGACGUACAUUUCCUAUAAUAUGUACAGACUUCUCGUUCACGUCAGGUAUACAAAACAGAGCCCAUGAUGUUGACAUAUGUUUAUCAUCUGAUUUUGAAAUCAAAUUGUAAAGUUAAAGCUUUGAAAAUGAAAACUUCUGGAACUUCGUUUACUUUAAAAAAAAUGCAUGACACCAACUACUACAAUGUAAAUCAGAUCUUUUAUCACGUUCUUUAUCCUUCUUUAAAAAGUAAAUAUCGGUAUCCGAUUCUUAAAUGUUGACAAGAGAAAGUAACGGCGUGUAAACAAACAUCACAAUAAUUUUAAAAAGACACAUUGUGUUGAAACUUGGCUUAGAGCGACAUGUGUUCAUUGCAAAUGGCCUUGCGUAAUUCAGCAAUACGUUCGGCUCUCAGAUCGGUACCAGGUCGUUUGUUCAAGAGCUCGAAAAUGAAAAAGAAGAGGUAAUAUAUACCCACUUACAACAAACGACAACAUCGUGCCGAAUCAUGCCACAAACAACCAAUAAGAAAAUUUUGCUGGAAAACAAAUUAAUGCCCUGCGGGAGGGGGUCCGUAAGAAACGCUCUGUGGAAUCUCGACUACGUGACGAGAAGACGAGCAAUGAAACUUAACGAACAGCAGGAACAAAGGCUGCAACAUUUGUGCAAAGUUCUAGACCGGCAAAAAUACUACAACGGCACGAAGGCAGAUCGCGCAAUGCAGGAAGUGAUGGAGAGAGGUCAGGAACUGGAACAGGAGUGUAGAAUUAGGCGACUGCUGGUGGAGAGAAAUUUGGCGAACACGGAAACGAACAGAGCGAUCAUGGAGAGAAUAUUACGUGGUGAGAAGAUCAAGCCGCCAUUGUGUUCAGAGAGCUAUGAUGAUCAUGUCUGGAUAAGUAGAAUGCCUAGGAAGGCGGACGGUCUGAAACACAAAGGGGUGGCAUCGGAUACGCACAAUUAUAAAAAACAAGAAAUACAAAGCUCAUCUGAGAAACUACAAACAAUGACAGACCCAGUGCAGGUAUAUGAAUUCGAAGUUAUUCUGGAAACAGGAUCCAUCCAAAGGUGGCAUAUGCCAGUCCAUUCUCUCGCCUCGAGGUUGGCGGCAAAUAUUCGAUCUUCUCACUAUACGAAAGUUGCUACGAAGGAAAGAGCCCGAACUACUAGAAUCUAGAGAUCUAAGUUCAAGUGAAAUGGCAGAAGAAAGAACGGAAGAGGAAUAUACAAGGAUUAAAAAUAUUCAUUCAUAAAAUAUCA
Molecule: messenger RNA, 1264 nt
Organism: Ostrea edulis (European flat oyster)
Lineage: Eukaryota; Metazoa; Mollusca; Bivalvia; Ostreida; Ostreidae
Exons: 2
Coding region: 513-1181 (222 amino acids)
Source: RefSeq, a predicted model, not a curated record